GGUGUGUUCCCCCGUCAUUCUUGUUCCCCGAUGAUCUUUCAAAAAGGCAAAAAAUUCCUGUUCCCGGUUGCUCUUGUUCAACUUCUGCUUCGUUUCCCCUGCCAUUCUGGGAGAAACAGGCGUCAGAUUUCGAGGGAUUGAGCCCACAAGAAAGUACCUCACAAAUGUUGAAUCACUAGGAAGUAGGAACUGUUUCUGGAAUCAAAAGGUGAACAUGGCAGAAGCUCUGGUCAUAGUGGUUCUCCAAAAGAUUACCUCUGCACUUGGAGAAGAGGGAUUGAAAAUUAUUGGUUCUAAGCUACAGAAGCAGCUACCAGACGUACAAGAAGUUACCAACACAAUGAGGCUACUCCAUAGCGAUUUCUUGAUGAUGCAAGCAUUCAUAAGUCAAGUAGACGUUCACAGGUCCACUGACAAGGUACUGGAGGCAUGGCUGGAACAGGUCAGACAAGCAGCCCAUGAAGCCGAGGACGUUGUUGAUGAGUUCAUUUAUCUUGUUGGCCAAAUGGAAGGAACGGACAGUUUUCUAAAGAGAGCAUUGAACCAAGCAGCAGAUGUUAAAAAAUGGCGCAAGCUUGCAGCACAGGCUAAAUUCGUGGAGGAUUGUCUUCAAAAGAUUACAGAGAUGAAAAAGAGGUUUGAUGUAUCAGCAACAGAUAGUAGGAAAGAUAAUGCGUCGAGUUAUUCUUGUAGACUGCAACAUCUGUCUGAACAUUCGUAUUUGAAUGAUGAUGACGAUUUUGUAGGGAAUGCAGAAGAGGUGAAGCGCCUAACAGAAUGGUUAUCUGAUGUGAGGAAAGAUCGUACUGUAAUCUCAGUAUAUGGAAUGGGAGGGCUGGGUAAAACAACUAUUGCUAGUAGCAUCUACAAGAAAGAAGAAAUUAAAAGAAUGUUUAUCUGCCGUGCAUGGAUAUCUGUCUCUCAAAGUUACAGGGUCAAAGAUCUCCUCAAAAGAAUCCUACUGCAACUCAUGUCAAAGAAGGAGAAUAUUCCAGAUGGUAUUGAUACCAUGGACUGCGUGAAUCUGGUCGAACUGCUUCAAAGAUAUCUGAAGGACAGGAGAUAUUUAAUUGUGCUGGAUGAUGUAUGGAGUAGGGACUCUUGGCCUUUACUAGAUAGUGCAUUUGUCAAGAAUAACAUUGGGAGCCGAAUAGUUAUCACAACUCGAAUCCAAGCAGUGGCAUCCCUAGCGGAUGGAAACCGAGAAAUGAAACUUAGUUUAUUACCAAAGGAGGAAGCGUGGACCCUUUUCUGUCAAAAAGCCUUCGCAAGAUUAGAUGACAGAAGUUGCCCCCCCAAUCUUAAGGCCUGUUCAGAAAGAAUUGUGGAUAAGUGCCAAGGUUUGCCACUGGCUCUUGUUGCUUUAGGGAGUCUUCUAUCCUACAAAGAAAUGGAUGAGCAUGGGUGGGAGUUGUUCUAUUGCCAACUUAGGUGGCAGCUGAGUAAUAACCCAGAGCUGAGCUGGGUUGCUAGCGUUCUGAACCUUAGUUACAAUGAUCUCCCUAGUUACCUGAAGAAUUGUUUUCUCUACUGUGGCAUGUUUCCUGAAGACUAUCAUAUAGAACGGAAGCGGCUAAUCAGACUCUGGAUUGCUGAAGGAUUCAUUGAGGAUAGAGGACCCGAGACAACAUUGUCAGACGUAGCUGCAUGUUACCUGAAGGAGCUUGCUGAUCGUUCAUUGCUUCAAGUUGUUGACAAGAAUGAAUAUGGAAGGCCAAAGAGGUUCCAGAUGCAUGACCUUGUGAGGGAGUUAUCUCUAACAAUAUCCAAGAAGGAAAAGUUUGCUACUACGUGGGACCAUCCUAACUCAGACUGCAAUUCUGACAGAUCUCGUCGACUUUCCUUGCAGAAGGAUGGUAAUUUAACGCAAACAGUAACAAAUUCAGCACAGCUCAGGUCUGUCAUCGUGUUUGUGGAGGAAGUCUCGCCAUCUUGGUUCAAGGACUGUUACCCAAACUUUAGGUUGUUGAGGGUCUUGUCCCUUAGGCACUGCCAUAUUCAGAAAAUACCAGACAACCUUUCUAAUUUGUUUAACUUGCAUUACCUUGACUUGGGAUACACAAAACUGAAGGAGAUACCAAGAUCUAUCGGGAAGCUUGGCAAUCUGCAAACUCUGUAUCUCAAGGGUUCUGUAAUGGAGUUGCCAAAUGACGUGACUCUGUUAACAAAGCUUCAGCACCUAAUUAUAGAUGUUGGAAGGUUUGGAAGUUCAGCAAGUAACAAAAUAUGUCGCCUGGAACAUCUGCAGGCUCUGAAGAACAUAGAGGCCAAUAGCUGCAUGGUUAGAAAUCUUGGAUGCUUGACUAGGAUGAGAAGCCUUGGCAUUAGGAAGGUGCUAGAAUCCUACAACACAGAUCUGUGGACCUCAGUCAGCAGGAUGACAGCUUUGACUUCCUUGUCUGUGAUCGCAGCUGACCGUGACAGAGAUGUUCUUGAUAUGUCAGACUUGAAACCUUUACCAUACCUGGAGAAGCUUAUGUUAAGUGGCAAGCUGGACAAAGGAGCAAUUCCUCCUGUAUUUGGCCACUUCCCCAAAGUGAAAAGUUUAAGGCUUUGCUUUUCUGGGCUCCGUGAAGAUCCACUUUCUUUGCUCUCCGCCAUGUUUCAGAAUCUAGGCCACCUCAAUCUUUACCGCUGCUACGAUGGUACGAGACUGACAUUUCGUGCUGGGUGGUUCCCUAUGCUCAAGCAUUUGUACUUGAGCUCCAUGGGUGAGCUGAAGGAGGUCGACAUUGAGGACGGCGCCAUAAGAAGCUUACAUCGGCUAGAGCUGUGGGGCCUGAAAAGCUUGACGUCCGUGCCUGAGGGCUUUGUGCACCUUAAAGCACUCCAGCAGCUGUGCAUCGGCUCGAUGAUGCCUGAUGAGUUCAAAAGAAGGUUAGUAGGACGCGAUCGAUGGAUUGUUGAACACAUCCCCUACAUUGGAGAUCCAUGAUCAAGAUUCAAGAAGCUAUUCUGGUGUAAACAUCAUAUGUCUUGUAAAAUAGUAAAGCAUCAUGUGUCUUGUACCACUCAAAGUAGAUCGUGAUUAUAUUGAGUGCGUAGUUGCAUCCGCGCAUCGGCUGAUACCGUACACGAUUCCUGAUAGUUGUGUGAUUUUUUUUCUUGUUUCAUUUUAUGAGACUUCUUGCUGUAACCUGUUGUAUCUUGUCAUUCCAAAGUGCCAGCUAAUGUAUGUGCUGUUUCAUGCUUCAA
Molecule: messenger RNA, 3195 nt
Organism: Panicum hallii
Lineage: Eukaryota; Viridiplantae; Streptophyta; Magnoliopsida; Poales; Poaceae
Product: disease resistance protein RPM1-like
Exons: 2
Coding region: 215-2935 (906 amino acids)
Biological process (GO): defense response to other organism
Molecular function (GO): protein binding; ADP binding
Source: RefSeq, a predicted model, not a curated record